Molecule: messenger RNA, 2631 nt
Organism: Conger conger (European conger)
Lineage: Eukaryota; Metazoa; Chordata; Actinopteri; Anguilliformes; Congridae
Gene: gfra3
Product: GDNF family receptor alpha 3
Biological process (GO): nervous system development
Cellular component (GO): external side of plasma membrane; signaling receptor complex
Molecular function (GO): signaling receptor activity
Source: RefSeq, a predicted model, not a curated record
CUGUUCAGCUUUGGAGGGGGACGGGCCAGCAGACCGACCCGUGUUGAGAGAAGCGCAUCCGUGGAACCGAUCUCUGUGAUUUGUGCGCUGAGCUAGGAGCAGGACAGGACGAGCUCCGUCGCCGUGAUUAAUCACCCACCUUGGUGACCAAAAGUUUCGGAGCGUAACCUCGCAUUUUCUUGCGUGAAUGAAUGCUGUUUACUACGGGCGAAAGGUUGCACUGUGAUGCGCGCAAUCUCUGGAAGAUUUGGGGAUUCUUUGUGUUUCAUUACUCCUUCAUCCGCCACGCUGAACGGAUCGGUGCGUCAUUAAACUUAAGUAUUUCUGCCUGGCUGUUUGCGCUGGUAUAGCCUGCUGUGGGAUUCACCUUCAGUAGCUAGCUCCCACCCACAAGUAUCCAACCCCCUUCUCACUGGUCCCGGGGAAGAGUGCAGCGGCGACGGCUGGAUGUAUGUAGCGGGCGACGGGUCUGUGUUUGAGGGCGAGUAAAGUAGAGCGGGGACCGAGCGACCAGCAGAAGUCGAGAACUCCCCGUCGUCCUUCGCCCUGAGCACGGCUGUCUUCGCGCUGUUCUACUGCGGACAACAUGAUUUUCCUUGGGGUGCUGCUCAACGUUUUCAUUCGUGGCAGUGUCCAGGUCUCGGCGUCGCGCCCCCUCCCUGUCAUCGACUGUCUGGAGGCGGAGCAGGGCUGCGUUUCGGAGCGGGGCUGCGAGGCGGCGUACCGCGUGCUGGAGUACUGCGCGGCCGAGGAGGCCGUGGCCCCCCUGGGGCCCGACGCCCGCCACGAGUGCCUGGAGGCCCAGAGCUCCGUGCAGCAGUACCGCCCCCUGCUGGCCUGCAAGUGCCAGCGCGGCUCCCGCCGGGAGGAGCUCUGCCUGGGGGUGUACUGGACUGUGCGGUUCUCACAGGGCUAUGACGAGUACGAGGCGUCCCCGUAUGAGGACCUGGAGCAGGGCAUCAUGCUGUCUCACAUGGCCUCCAUCGUGGCUGCCUCCUCGCUCCCUCUGGACGGGCAGAACCAGUGCCUGAAGGCGGCGCAGGACUGCGGGCUGUUUGAGAAGUGCGGCUCGCUGCGGUCCGAGUACGUGCUGGCCUGCACCAAGCGGGCGCCGGGCUCCGACCACUGCAACCGGCAGAAGUGCCACCGGGCGCUGCGGCGCUUCCUGGAGCGCGUGCCCGAGGCCUACAGCUUCGGCGUGCUGUUCUGCCCCUGCGCGGACGCCCUGUGCGGGGAGCGCCGCCGCAAGACCAUCGUGCCGUCCUGCUCCUACCAGGAGCGCGACGGCAAGCCCAACUGCCUCAGCCUGCAGGGGUACUGCAUGAAGGACGAGCUGUGCAGGUCAAGGCUGGCGGAUUUCCAGCAUAACUGCCAGCCGUCCUCCUUGUCUGCGUCAGGCUGUCAGAGAGAGAGUGGGGCUGUGUGUCUGAAGGCCUACGCAGGACUCAUAGGCACCAUCAUGACCCCUAACUACGUGAGCAACGUCAGCAUGGAGGUCUCUCAGUGGUGCGACUGCGAGGGCAGCGGGAACCAAUGGCAGGACUGUCUGCGCAUCCUGCACAUGUUCAACACCAACGGCUGCCUGCGGAACGCCAUCAGUGCCAUGGGCAGCUCGUCUCCUCGUCCCGUGGAGAGCACCCCCUGCCGCCCCCCCGGCCCUCCCCCCCGAUUUCACCGCGAUGACAUCAGCAUCAACGUCCUCCCGGAGAUCAACACUGUGGAAGAGAGUGAAGAGAGGGAGGCAGAGGAGGAGGACGAAGAGGCGGUGGGUCAGGACCAUGCGGUGCAGCCGGGCGAGGAGUUCAACGUGAUCCCGCCGUACUCCGAAAAGGCCACGGAGUCAAACGUGGACAACGGGCGCCGGGCUCUCACAGGGGGUCGCGGACCCCGCCACGUCCCUGCUUCCUCCCCUGCUGCUGUCCGCCACCUUCAGCUGGGGCUACCGGGGGUAGAGAGCCCCCCUCACGACCCCCCCCCCCCACCCUCCUCUCCACUUCUCAUACACACACUCACUCAACAUGGUGACACUGAGAGAGCGAUAGAGAGAGAGAGGGAUGGAGAGAAAGAGAGAGAGAGAGGGAUAGAGAGGGAGAAAGAGGGAGAGAUCACAAAGGGCAAAAAGGAAGAGUGCUCAGAAGCUAAAAAGAAAAAGCAACUCCCUCCCUUUCGCUAGCAUUUCAUCAUCACAGUUGUUUUAGCUGACGCUUUUAUCCAAAGCGACUUACAGUUGAUUAGACUAAGCAGGAAACAGUCCCCCCCCCCCGGAGCAACGCAGGGUUAAGGGCCUUGCUCAAGGCCCAACAGCUGCGGCGAUCUUAACGUGGCUACACCGGGGCUUGAACCACCGACCUUCCGGUUCCCACUCAUGUACCGUAGCCAAUAGGCUUACAGGGUGCCUUUCCUCGUUCUCUGUCUCUCUCUAACUUUCUUUUUCGUGAGGGUGUUGUCGUCGCCUCGCAUUAAGCCCCCCUGCCCCCCUCUCUGUCCCCUUUCCCGUGAGCGAGAGAGAGAGAGAGAGGCCGAUGCUCGUUCACAGUGCGCGUGGCUGGAUAUCUCACUGAAAAGAAAACGGGAGCAGAAGGACUCGUGUAAAUUGCCGGAUUGACGAGCGGUAGGGCCAAUCGAUGGCCU